AUGGUUGCACACCCGCAAACGCUUCGAGACCGGCAAGUAGCGUCUCUGGGCAAGAUACUUAACCUCAACCAUCUGCCCUUCUCUACGUCUACCAAUGGCCAUGAUCCAGCUGCCGCCAAUGGCCUCAUUCCUCAGUCAACUCCUGUUCUGAAUUCUGACGGAGAUCCUAUAUGGAAAGUCCUCGUGUUUGACGACCUAGGCCGAGAUAUAAUAAGCAGUGUUCUCAGGGUGAAUGACCUACGGGGAUUUGGCGUUACAAUACAUCUAAACAUCAAUGCACAGCGUCAUCCUAUACCCGAUGUUCCAGUCCUUUAUCUCCUCGAGCCUACUACGGCCAAUCUCAAUAACAUUAAUUCCGAUCUUGCCAAAAGUCUGUAUGCAGAUGCAUACAUCAACUUUCUUUCUUCGAUACCCAGGCCAUUGAUGGAAGAUUUCGCAUCACAAAUCGCAGAAUCAGGCACAGCUGAAAGCGUGUGUCAAAUGUAUGACCAGUACCUGAACUUCAUCGUGAGCGAGCCAGAUUUGUUUAGCUUAGGAAUGGGGAAAGAUACAUACUGGGCUUUGAAUAGUCCAAAGGCUACAGAUGAGGAGAUAGACGUGCUAGUAGACAAAACCGUCAGCGGUCUAUUCAGCGUCGUGGUCACUAUGGGCUCCAUACCAAUUAUUCGAAGUCCUCGAGGCGGUCCAGCAGAGAUGAUAGCUGCAAAACUAGACCGCAAGCUCAGAGAUCAUGUUCUGAACUCUAAAGACAACUUGUUUUCCAACCAGGGACAAAGAUCAUCAUCAGCUACAAACACCUCGUCCUCAAGGCCAGUACUCGUCGUUGUAGACCGCAACGUUGACCUCAUACCCAUGCUCUCGCAUUCCUGGACGUACCAAUCUCUUGUCCACGACGUCUUGAAGAUGCAUCUUAACCGAAUCACCGUGGAGACUCUGAUCGAUGCGGAGGAUCCAAGCAAGGGCAAGACGAGAAGGGCAUAUGACCUGAAUUCUAACGACUUUUUUUGGACUCGAAAUGCUGGGAUCCCAUUCCCACAAGUUGCCGAGGACAUCGAUACAGAGCUUACAAAAUACAAAGACGAUGCAGCCGAGGUGACACGGAAAACUGGUGUUUCUUCUAUUGAUGAUCUGAACGAGACAGGUUCAUCAGCAUCCCACCUCAAAGCUGUGAUCACUCUACUCCCUGAAUUGCGCGAGCGAAAGGCCAUCCUGGACAUGCACAUGAAUAUCGCGACUGCACUACUUGAGGGAAUCAAGUCCAGGCAACUAGAUAAUUUCUUCCAGAUUGAAGAAAAUAUCACCAAACAAACAAAAGCCCAAAUGCUUGAACUUCUGAACGAUGCCGAAAAAGGCAGAGAACCCCUCGACAAACUACGUCUGUUCAUCAUAUGGUUCUUAAGCACCGAACAGGACAUUUCUCGUGCCGAAAUGGACCGUUUCGAGGAAGCUCUCACACGUGCAGGCGCCGACAUUACUGCCCUCACAUAUGUCAAGAGAGUCCGCGACGAAACCCGCAUGACUAUGAUGACCUCAGCUCCCACUCAACCCACACAACCUGCUUCAGACUCCAACAUCUUCCGUGGGUUUUCUUCCAUUUCCAAUAGGCUGACUGACCGCCUUGGCGCUGGAGCCCUGGGCACUAAUUUCGAGAACCUGAUAUCGGGAGUCAAGAACUUCCUCCCAGCAAAUAAAGACAUCACCAUCACCAAGAUCGUUGAGUCUCUGAUGGACCCUGCUUCCGCUUCUUCGUCCGCCAUCGCCAAGACUGAAGACUAUCUCUAUUUCGACCCUCGCUCUGCCAAUGCACGAGGCACCAUGCCCGGCGCGCCUUCGUCUAGGCAAGGCCAACAAAACGGACCGGGUAAUUCUGGUCCUGGCUCAAACGCGACUUUUGGGCAACGAAGACAAGGCUUUAGUGAGGCAAUAGUUUUCACCGUUGGUGGUGGGAGCAUGGACGAGUAUGGAAAUCUGCAGGAUUGGGCACACAGGACAAGUGCUGCGCAAGGGGCUGGAGGUCCAAAGAGAAGAAUAGUGUAUGGAAGCACAGAGAUCGUCAACGCAGAAGACUUCAUUGGCGUGGCGGCGAGACUAGGCACGGAAAGCGGAUAG
Molecule: messenger RNA, 2109 nt
Organism: Letharia columbiana
Lineage: Eukaryota; Fungi; Ascomycota; Lecanoromycetes; Lecanorales; Parmeliaceae
Exons: 4
Coding region: 1-2109 (702 amino acids)
Biological process (GO): endoplasmic reticulum to Golgi vesicle-mediated transport; intracellular protein transport
Cellular component (GO): cytosol; Golgi membrane
Molecular function (GO): syntaxin binding
Source: RefSeq, a predicted model, not a curated record